Molecule: messenger RNA, 2925 nt
Organism: Blastomyces dermatitidis ER-3
Lineage: Eukaryota; Fungi; Ascomycota; Eurotiomycetes; Onygenales; Ajellomycetaceae
Exons: 3
Coding region: 427-2448 (673 amino acids)
Source: RefSeq, a predicted model, not a curated record
GAUCGCGCAGCUCAUGGGUGUUUUAAACGGUCGUGAAAACUCGGUGGUCAGGCACCAUUUCUUUUCGCGAUCUCUUACACCAAGGCAACUCAAAAACCGAGAUUCUAAUAUGAUUGCAGUUAUAAUAACAUAUGAGCCUGGUUAUUCCUGAAUCCAUUCUUGAUCUAUGGGUGUCUACAGUUGUGAUGAGCCUCAAUGAGCCUCUUGACUGGCACUGCCUGCCAAACCUUAUCUCGACUACACCCGUUUCCCCUUUUCUCGCUCUUUUCGAUAUACUCUGUGCACAGUUUCCAGUCUUCAUUUUGAUACCCGUCGGAAGUAAAACGAUAUUGCCUUUUAGACUAGAGUCUGAGUUUUAUCCUCUCUUGCCUUGGCCUUACACUUCUCCUCCCUCUUUUGUUUGCCCGGCUCCAGCGGUGGAUUGAAAUGUUACGCAGCCGCUUUGAACUGGGAUCGACGAUACAUAUAUAUAAAAAUGAGGAAAUCCGGCUUAGAACGGCCACAUCAGUAGAAGUUUCUUGUCCAGAUUCGAUGGCAGAUUUAGACCGCUCAACCCUACUCGAGGCUUUGCAAUCGAGGGACGUUUGGGUCUUCUCGAAACCCCACUUGGAGUUGAAGAUCUCCAUUGGAAUGGAAAGCUCCUUGCAUAGAUAUGACAGAUCUGUCGACGGGAUACUGAAGGAGAUGAGGUCCACUUUGAUUAAAUCACAGCUUUGGCAUAACCUUCAAGCUUCUAUGGUAUCUGCGAAUGACGAGAUUCUAACGAGCGAAGAAGGGAUUGAUUCCUUAAACUGUGUCUUUGAAUUCCAACAAAAGUCAGGGCAGUUUCCACUGCAUAAACCACCGCGGAUGCCCCACACCUUACGUACCCGUUCAUCAGCCAUCGAUCCUCCACCUAGUGUUCUCCGAAUUCACCUUUGCGAUAUCUGUAUCCACUUCAGCUUUUUGUCAAAAUCCUCAAAUACUACUUCGAAAGCUAGCUUCGACAGCAUGCCUAGAUGUACUAGCUUUGAAGAUCUAUCAUCCAUUCUCUCCCCACCAGGAGGUUGUCUUGCAGAGAUGGAUCCUACACUAGAGCUAGGCGAUACCUGCCACUCCUCUCUUGGCGGAUCUCAAACGAGAGUCCAAAGUGACGAUGAUUGGAUGUCUCUAGAUUACGACUCCCCUUUUUGUAGCCAGCAGACCUCUUCCAUUUACUCUUACAGAACUAUGUCCCCCCUUCAAACAGAACUCCCGCGAGUGCCCCCCAAAGCCACAUAUCAGCCAUUCAUGACACUGCUCAACAGUGGAUUCUGCGCGUUGUUAGGCCAAACCACUCCUCAAACCACAUCUAGUAUCACAACGAUUAUUGAGACUCCUGGCCCCAGUUUACAGGAAUUUGCUCCGAGUUUGUUCAUCCCCGGGUAUGAUACGAAUAUACGACAGCGCGCACAUUUUAUUCCCAUGUUAUCUAAAGGGAUCGCCGCUAUGCUGGACAACGUCCCUCAACCGGAUGCCAGUAUUCAAUUAGAGAGCGCUGCGAGCGUUUCGGUUUUUCCUGAAGCGAAUUAUGAACGCGACGGAAGAACCAGUGAUUUCACGAACACUACAAAUACAAAAUCAGGGCUGAAAUCUCUUCUUUGGAGAUCAAUGCAUCGCCGGCUUUUUACGCUCGUGGCACGGCAAUUACCAAGCCUUACAACACCCUUGAAACCUACAAAGAACGGGACAUCACAAACUACCAUACCCUCAAAAUCGCCACCUGAUAGUUCCAUAGUUAUAUCAGACCCAGUUAAUGAUCAGAGCCUCCACCCAGCCAGUAUAUCAGAUACAGAAUGGUGCUUCUCAGAGGAGAGCGAUGAUGACGAUACCCUCCCCACACUCAAAUUAAAUUCCGAACCGAGUGAUCGCGAUACCUAUCUCACCAACUCCUUCCAAAUCCAACACUCAGAUCCUGUCCGCAUCAUCAGCCCCUACCAUGACGACGAACAUGACCUCCUCGACAAUAUCCCCAACACAAUCGAGAAACCGACCCCAUUCUCAUCCCCCACAAUCGCCAUCCUAGACGACGACCUAGAUAUUUUAGAACACACAGAACAUGAAGAAAUCCUAAUCUUAGACACCCCCUAUCUUCACCCUCUACAAACUGAAUCACCCGGCCAAUCAUCAACGUCCCUCACAAGCACGACCAGAAGUACAAUCACAGCCACGGCCACAGUAAAAGGACACAUCCCACCCUCAGCCUCUCCACCCAGUAGCGAAAUGGAAAACCUCGAUCCAUCUUCACCCGCCAUGAUCCCGGAGGAACUCCUUCUCUCCCCCACACUCCACCCCUUCAAUGCUACAAUCACAGAUCCCCACAAUGCCACCGACCUCUUUGAUGCAAAAUUACCUAGGUCUCCCCACUCAGAUGGAAGCGGUAGCGGUUUUGGAGGUGAGAUCUGGGAUGCGGAGAUGUUACUGCUAUAAGCAUCUAAUAACAGGUAAAUCCCAUAUCUAACGCGGGAUAUAUGCUCUAUUGCUCUGGAUGCACCUCUCUUAUCUUUCCAUCUGUCUAUUUAACUCUUACUUUGGAAGGGAGGAUAUGUAUGUAUUCGUAUACUUUGACAAGAUAUUCCUGUAUUAUUACCAUCUUUCCGGUUACUAUUAUUAUCCUUAACUCAGUUUUGUUUCCUCUCUCAUUUUCAUACAGAUAAUAGAAAAGCCCCUGGCUGUAUAGCAUUCUCUCUCACUAAAUACUUGUUUAAUUUGUAUUUUUUAAUAUUUGUCCAUGUUGAGAUUUAAAUCAGAACAGUAGGUUAUGAAUGAAAUUAAAUAUAAAAUUAAUUUCUCGAAUCGUUCUCUAGGUUAUAGCUAGCUAAGUGAAAACUUGUCUAAACGGUGUAUCCAACCGAAGGCUCGUUGGUGCUUUGCAUUUAAUAUGAGAUCAAGGGAUUGAAAUUUAAA